Sceloporus undulatus (fence lizard) is the source of this 2495-nucleotide messenger RNA. It is a transcript of the gene SLC25A21, whose product is annotated as solute carrier family 25 member 21. The coding region runs from base 211 to 1107 and encodes 298 amino acids. The record is from RefSeq and is a predicted model, not a curated record. Lineage: Eukaryota; Metazoa; Chordata; Lepidosauria; Squamata; Phrynosomatidae. The transcript has 10 exons. Gene Ontology annotation, biological process: transmembrane transport.
GUUGCAAAACAAGGCACAACAACUGAGGAAGAAGAUAAAAGAAGAGAAAGCAAGAGUGUGAAGUCAAACCCUUGUCUCCCUCGACCCUCCCUUGCCUUUUCCCGCCCAGUCGUUGUUUCCCAACCCAGGGCCUUCCUCCUCCCACUCCCUCCCCAAGCACGGCUUCUCUACACGGGUUUGGCUGGCAUUCCCACGUACACGUGAACCACCAUGGCAGGAAAACCUCGGGGGUUUUGGCAGGAGGCAUCCCAACAGAUUGUGGCCGGUGGCUCUGCUGGUCUUGUAGAAAUUUGCCUGAUGCAUCCCCUCGAUGUGGUGAAAACCAGGUUCCAGAUUCAAAGAGGAAAAACUGAUCCAUCAAAUUACAAGAGCCUGAGGCACUGUUUUAAGACCAUAUUCCAGACAGAAGGAUUAUUUGGUUUCUAUAAAGGUAUACUCCCUCCAAUCUUGGCUGAAACACCGAAAAGGGCAGUAAAGUUUUUCACCUUUGAACAAUACAAGAAAUUACUAGGAAAUGUUUCAUUAUCACCAGCAUUGACAUUUGCAGUUGCUGGUUUGGGAUCUGGACUAACAGAAGCAGUUGUGGUUAACCCUUUUGAAGUAGUCAAGGUUAGCCUGCAGGCAAAUCGGGAUGCUUUCACAGAGCAACCAUCCACCUUCGCCAAAGCUCGGCAGAUUAUUCAGACCCAUGGCUUGGGUCUCAAUGGGCUCAACAAAGGGUUACCUGCAACCCUGGGACGGCAUGGAGUGUUUAAUAUGGUUUAUUUUGGAUUCUACUUCAAUGUGAAAAACAUAAUUCCUGUCAACAAGGAUCCAACUUUGGAGUUCCUAAGAAAAUUUGGGAUCGGCCUCGUCUCAGGAACAAUAGCAUCCAUUAUUAACAUCCCUUUUGAUGUUGCAAAAAGUAGGAUUCAAGGACCACAGCCAGUUCCUGGAGAGAUCAAGUACAGAACCUGCUUUAAAACUAUGGCAAUGGUCUAUAAAGAAGAAGGAUUUUUAGCUCUGUACAAAGGAUUGGUUCCUAAGAUCAUGAGGCUUGGCCCAGGUGGUGCAGUGAUGCUUCUGGUUUAUGAGUAUGCUUAUGGGUGGCUUCAAGAAAACUGGUGAUCAAAAAUAUGACUUUCAAAACAAGCAUGCAUAACUGUGCCCUCCAGCUGUUUCUUGGAUUGCAACUUUGAUCAGCCCUAGCUGCCAUAGCCUGUGGUGAAGGCUAAUGGAAGCAGAAGUCCCCAAAACAUCUGGAAGGCCACAGUAGCCCAUUUCAGACUUCAAACAAUGUAUAUUAAGCUACGUUUCAGUAUUAAACUGGAAGCAAAUAUAACACAGGGUGUAUCCACACUAACACAAUUAAAGCAGUAUGAUACCACUAACUGCCAUGACUCUAUCCUAAAGAAUCCUAGGAUUUUUAGUUUGGUGAGGUAUUCAGCCUGGUCCCUUAGAGAGCUCUGGUGCUACACCAAACUACAAAACCCAGGGUUCUGUAGAAUAGUCAUAGCAGUUAAAAUGAUAUCAAACUGAUUUAAUUCUGCAGUGUGGACACACCUAAAGUGUGUCUAUUGAUGCAGGUAUGUAGUGCAGAAUGAUUUUUUCUUCACCUAUCAUGGCAGUUAAUAAAAAGUAAUGUCGUAGAUUUUUGUGGGUUUUUCGGGCUAUCUUCAGAUGCCAACCACAGAUGCUGAUGAAACAACCAGGAAAAAAUUCUUCUUGAACAUUGCCACAUAGCCCAAAAAACCCACAAAAAACUAUGGAUGCCGGCCAUGAAAGCCUUCAACUUCACAUUGAUGUCACAGAACUCUUUGCUAGAAUGAAUCCUAAGAUUAUAUUCCAGUCACAGAGACAAAUACACAUUCCAUUUCACCAGACAAAGGCUGCAGAAAUAAUAUGUGGGCCAAGCUCCUGCAUUAGAGGCUGCAGUAUAUAACUUUAAGAUGAUGGAGCUACAUCACUGACUAGUACACAACUAUGCUAGUAAAUUGUUAUGAUGCACAACAGGGCACCAUGCAGGCUGUGCUUGUGCAUAACAAGGGCUCAAGUUGUGCAUCAGGACACAUGGUGCUUUGGGAUAUAUUACACAUCAAGGCAUGUUGUCCAAUGGGAGACAUGCUGUGCAUUGGAACACAUUGUGGAUCAGAACAUGUAGAGUGUUGGGACCAUUGUACAACAGCCACACUGCUGGCUCUGCUUGCAUAAUGAUAACAGUGACAUAGUUGUGUCUUCACUCCCUUCCUGUGAAUAUGAACAUUAUGCAAUGGUGCAAUUCAGCUUUAAACUUAAGCUAGUUUAUGAUGAUGUUACUUCCCAACAGGAUGCCAGCCAUGUUUGGCAGCAUAAUUGAUUAAGUAAAGUAUAAACUGAAUAAUCAUAUGUCUUUCAUUAACUGAUCAACUGACUGAUUAUCAACUGAUAUUAGAUAAAUUUAUAUAAUGCUACUGUUGAGAACCAUCUUGCAGUACUGAAGAAAAUGUAAGAAUUUACAAUUUAAUAAACAAAAGCUG